This is a messenger RNA of Hansenula anomala, 1506 nucleotides long. It is a transcript of the gene RRB1, whose product is annotated as ribosome biosynthesis protein RRB1. NCBI's taxonomy places the organism in Eukaryota, Fungi, Ascomycota, Saccharomycetes, Phaffomycetales, Wickerhamomycetaceae. Bases 1 to 1506 code for a protein of 501 amino acids. The record is from RefSeq and is a predicted model, not a curated record. The transcript has a single exon. Gene Ontology annotation, molecular function: protein binding.
AUGUCUAAAAGAUUAAAUGAAGAUGUGGAGGACAUCCCAAGAAAUACAGCCUCUAAGGGUGCUGCCGGGGAUAUUCCAAAUGCCAACAAAAUUGAAGCAUUAGAAAAUGAUGUUGAUAUGGGUGAAUUUGAAGAUCCUUAUAGUGAUGAAUUUGAAAGUGAUGAAGAAAUUGUUGAAAUUGAUUCCAAUGGUGAAGGUGAAGAAGAUGCACAAGAUGUUAUUCAAAAGGAUCAAGGUGAAGAUUUGAAAGAAUCAACAAUAUAUUUACCACAUAAAUCAAAACCUUUGGGCCCUGAUGAAGUUUUAGAAGCCGAUCCUUCAGUUUAUGAUAUGUUACAUAAUGUCAAUUUACCAUGGCCUUGUCUUACUUUAGAUAUUUUACCAGAUCAUUUAGGGAACGAAAGAAGAAAUUUCCCAGCUUCAUUAUAUGUCACCACUGCAACACAAGCUGAAAAGAAGAAAGAUAAUGAAUUAUAUGUUUUGAAAUUAAGUCAACUUUCUAAAACUUUGGUUAAAGAUGAAGAAGAAGAUGCUGAUGAUGAAAAUGAAGAUGAAGAAUAUGAAGGUGAUCCAAUCAUGGAGAGUGAAUCAAUCCCAUUACGUGAUACUACUAAUAGAAUAAGAGUAUCACCACAUUCUUCAUCAACUGGUGAAUAUUUUACAGCUACUUCAAGUGAAAAUGGUGAAGUUUUAAUUUAUGAUUUAAGCUCACAAUAUAAAGCAUUCGAUUCACCAGGUCAUACAAUUCCAAAAAAUGCUAAAAAACCAAUACAUACUAUUAAAAACCAUGGUAAUGUUGAAGGUUAUGGUUUAGAUUGGUCUCCAUUAAUUAAUACCGGUAGUUUAUUAUCUGGUGAUUGUUCAGGAAGAGUCUAUUUAACAAACAGAACUAGCUCCAACUGGGUGACAGAUAAAACCCCAUUCACAGUAGAUAAUAAUGAAUCCAUAGAAGAUAUACAAUGGUCAAAAGCUGAACAAACCGUUUUUGCUACAGCAGGUACUGAUGGAUAUAUAAGAAUUUGGGAUACUAGAUCCAAAAAGCAUAAACCAGCUAUUUCUGUGGUUGGUUCCAAAACUGAUAUCAAUGUUAUUUCUUGGUGUGAUAAGAUCAAUUAUCUACUAGCUAGUGGUGAUGAUGAUGGUAAAUGGGGUAUUUGGGAUUUGAGAAACUUCAAACCAGGUAAUCAACCUUCACCAGUUGCACAAUAUGAUUUCCACAAAAGUGCAAUCACUUCUAUCAGUUUCAACCCAUUAGAUGAGUCAAUUAUUGCAGUCAGUUCAGAAGAUAAUACUGUUACUUUAUGGGAUUUAUCAGUCGAAGCUGAUGAUGAAGAAAUUAAACAACAAAAAUCUGAUGCAAAAGAUUUGGAAGACAUUCCACCACAAUUAUUAUUUGUUCAUUGGCAAAAAGAUGUUAAAGAUGUAAAAUGGCAUAAACAAAUACCAGGUGCCUUAGUGAGUACAGGUACUGAUGGAUUAAACGUUUGGAAGACCAUUAGUGUUUAG